Lottia gigantea (owl limpet) is the source of this 948-nucleotide messenger RNA. RefSeq lists its product as hypothetical. The transcript has 8 exons. Gene Ontology annotation, biological process: carbohydrate metabolic process. The annotation marks the transcript as partial. Gene Ontology annotation, molecular function: hydrolase activity, hydrolyzing O-glycosyl compounds. The record is from RefSeq and is a predicted model, not a curated record. NCBI's taxonomy places the organism in Eukaryota, Metazoa, Mollusca, Gastropoda, Lottiidae.
AUCAGAUCAAAAUCUCAAUCUUAAUAAAGUCUAGAGUUUUUACUGGUGAGAAAAUGGCAUUGGUUUCAAAGUGAUUUCAUAAAGUUACAGAAUGAAGAUCAUUUUGCUUUUCGCAGCCUUAUUUUGUGGAUUUCUAAAUGGGGAACUGUUACUGAAUGGUGGAUUUGAAGGUUCUGAUACAUCACCAUGGGAUACGUGGGGAUUUGUGGUUCGUCUGGUAACUGAUGACGUUCAGGAGGGAAACCAGGCUUUGAAAUGUACCAACAGGACACACUAUUACCAAGGUCCCAGCCAAGAGAUAUCAUCGAAGAUUAUACAAAAUGGAAUAUAUUCUUUUACAUCGUAUGUCAAGCAUUUAAACGAUAUACCUGGCAAAAUGUUUCAACGCAUGAAAAUAACAUUGUCUUAUACCUGGGCGGAUGACGGUAAAACGGAUUACUAUGAUAUCGCUGGUCACUCUUUUGCUACUUCAAAAGGUGGUUGGUACAAGUUAGCUGGAGAUUUUAAUGCACCUCAAAGACCAUGGAGUAAAGUAAGUUUAUAUUGGCAAGGUGUUGAUCCUGGAAUAGAUUAUAUUGUUGAUGGUGCUUCUUUAAAAAUGGUUCCCGAGGAUGUCAAUUGGAAGACCGAUGCCAAUUCCAGGAUAGAAAGGCAUAGAAAAGGAGAUUUAAAUGUCAAUGUAAAACAUCCUACAACAAUGAAUCCAAAUGACAUAGAAAUUGAGAUAAACCACAAGAAACAUUUGUUUGGAUUCGGAUCAUUAGCUGAUGAUACUUAUAUAACCAACCCAGAUUAUAAACAGUAUCAGCAAUUCUUCUAUCACAUGUUUAACUGGGCAACUGUUGGUACUUUUAAAUGGAAAUACGCCAGAGGCACACCGGAUAAUCCGGACUAUAGUUUUGCCGUAAACUGCAUGAAUGAAUUAAACAAAAAUGGAAUGAAAGUUAG